This is a messenger RNA of Prunus persica (peach), 645 nucleotides long. RefSeq lists its product as uncharacterized. The record is from RefSeq and is a predicted model, not a curated record. The transcript has 2 exons. Gene Ontology annotation, molecular function: protein binding. Lineage: Eukaryota; Viridiplantae; Streptophyta; Magnoliopsida; Rosales; Rosaceae. The coding region runs from base 1 to 645 and encodes 214 amino acids.
AUGCCCGAAGCCUUUAUCCCGGAGUCCGCUUGGUUUCAAGUGAUGUUAUACGUGGCAACCGAAUCAUCGGAAGAUCUCUUCCGUAUGGCAUCUGUGUGCCGAUUGUUCCAACCUUUGGCAAACAGUCCACAAGUGUGGAACACCAUUUCAAUGGCAAAGUACCCAGACCAUCCUAUCUGGGCUUGCGAUAACCCUGAGUCCAUAUUUAGAGAAGCAUUCGAAAGGUUUUUCACGCACGGUAAGGUGGAAGCGUUGUAUGGGAUGCGCAUUGCAGCCACUGCAGGCCAUAUGGAAGCGGCAUAUGUAGUUGGACUACUUGGUAUGUCCGAAAUUGGUCAGUCAAAAGAGGAUGCAUUACAAUUCUUGUGUUCUUUGAAUCAACAUAACAACAUUGAUAUGAAAGGAACCAGGGAUGCUUUGACAGGAAGAAUUCGCGGAGCAUUUGUUGCAAGACAUAUCGUAGAUAUGUUUGACUAUGUGAAGAUUAAGUUCAAUCGGUGCAGCGCUUGUAACAACAAUGAAUGGUAUUUUGUUAUUCCAGGCUGGCCUAGUGAAGACAAGAUAAAUCCUGCGUUGUGGACUUGUUGCAAUCGAUGCAAAUGGCACCGUGAGAGUAUUUUUUGGUGCAAACUGAUGCGUGAGUAA